This is a messenger RNA of Mucor velutinosus, 1821 nucleotides long. RefSeq names its product H(+)-transporting V0 sector ATPase subunit a. The record is from RefSeq and is a predicted model, not a curated record. NCBI's taxonomy places the organism in Eukaryota, Fungi, Mucoromycota, Mucoromycetes, Mucorales, Mucoraceae. The coding region runs from base 1 to 1821 and encodes 606 amino acids. The transcript has 5 exons.
AUGCGUUCAGUAGCUGAUCAUGAAAAGCCGUUUGGACAAAAGAUCUUUCUGUCGUCUCGGCGCCAACAGCAACAGCAUAAUGGCAGCAGCAAUAGCGACAAUAACAGUUUGAGAGGUAUCCACAUCAAUAUCAGCUCAGAUCCAUUUCAACAUCGUAUACCACCUUACAUUCAAAGACUUUGGCAAGAAAGUAGAUUACGCAAACAUUUAUCUAUAUGGAGACGUCGAUUGACAAAGAGAUAUCAACAAGCAGGCGUGGUAGAGUUGGUGCUCGUGGCCGUGUGCGUAUUUGCAGGAUGCAUUGUGCUAUUAGUCCAUGUCGGUUUCUUUAGUGGCAAAAAGUACCAGGAUUGGCAGCAAGAGCAUUACAAUGAUCCGCUGGACGAAGUGGACUUGCUGGAUAAAGUGUAUCCUGAUGAAGGCAGAUCACAGACAACAGCAGUGGUGCUUUUGAAGAAUCAGAAAGAGCUGGAUGCAACAACUCGGCCCAUUCUGGAGCAAUUGUGUCAAUAUGACAUGUUUUCUAAAUUUAUUGUGUGGAACGAUGAUCCAACAGUGAAUAUGACUCUGGACAUGAUUCAGGCACACGGAUGCACACCCAACAAACUCCAGAUCAUCAAUGCACCUAUUCAGGUGGGUUCGUCCGCAAGAUACCAUGCAUGUCGUCUUUCAAAAACACCGUAUUGCUACUUUCAAGAUAUACCGAGAAAAUCACAGAAACUACGAAGCACCUAUGCCAAUUUCCUACGAUCCCCUUACCUGAUUCACGGUGAAUCUACUGACCAUACAGCCUUUAUCAACUCUCAGUGGCGCUAUUGCUUCUCGAACACAGCUUUACAACUGCAUACUUGCUUCAUCGAUAUUGAAUCUGGCACAUUUGUUGCCAAAGCAAUGGUCUCCAAAUUCCUGCAAAAUUACGAUAAAACGUCAGUCGUCGAUGUAUAUGCCGAUAUGUAUUUUGCGAUGUAUAUAAACCAAGUGCCAUAUCAAUUGGAAGGAAAUGAUAACGAAAUAGCGGCAACAGCAACAGGAAAGGAGUUGACUGAAAAGGAAACAGAGCAUAUGGAUCUAGGGCUGACGAUACUCUACAACGAUUUAGAGGAGGGAGAGGGCAUUGUGCCACUAGAGCCUUAUCUUGAAAGCACGUUUGACCGCAAUGCAAGAGCUUCCUGUAAAGACGAUCGUUGUUUGUUUUUGACAAACAAGCAGCUAUUCCCAAACAUUGACUUAUUUUCUUACAACCCGUCGAUCUAUGUGGACGUUUUGAAGCAGAUGCAUGACGAUUAUAUAGUGGGGAGCUACAAGGAUUAUCGAUACUCGAAUGCUGUGGAUAUGCAAGAAGAGACAUCCUGGAAGUCCAUGCAGAAUAUUCGUGCGGGAGACUAUAUUGGCUUGGACAUGUUGAUGCCUAUGCGUACCUCACUAAUCUAUCGAUUUUUGGUCAAUCAUCCUUACAGCUAUAGAAGUAGCUUGAAUAUUCAGAUUUCGUACGAUGGUCUAUUAUGGAUAAAACUACACCCUGCACCAAGUGUCAAUUGCCAGACUGUAGAUGAUCCAAGAUCGUCAUCGUCAUCAUCAUCAUCAUCAUCAUCAUCAUCAUCAUCAUCAUCAGAGAGUAGCGAGCUAUUAGAGUGCAGAUUUAUUGUCACUGAUACCGGAUACCGCUAUAUUCGUUUAGAGAGUUUAAAGGACCUGGAUUUUCCUUUUGAUGUGUAUGAUUUGUCGUUCAGUGCCAAAGUGAAGAAAGAUGCCAAUGGUCAAAUACUAGAUAUCGCUUUAAAUGAGGAUGGUAUCAUCUUUAUUGAGGAUGAUUUAAAUUAA